Messenger RNA from Rhodofomes roseus, 729 nucleotides. RefSeq lists its product as uncharacterized. Lineage: Eukaryota; Fungi; Basidiomycota; Agaricomycetes; Polyporales; Fomitopsidaceae. The coding region runs from base 1 to 729 and encodes 242 amino acids. The record is from RefSeq and is a predicted model, not a curated record. The transcript has 4 exons.
AUGCACGCCAUUCAUCCUCAACCUCGCCAGGAGCCCGCAUGGUCGUACCAGAUCCACAGUGCGUCGCCGCACGGCUCGCUUGCGGUCAUGGGUGUGAACAUGUUCAUGUUCGCGCUUGUGAUCGUCUUCGUGGAAGCGCAGGGGGCUUGUGCAGCUGCUUGGGUGCAAGCGGACGGCCUGACGAACGGAAACGUCUUCUUCGUGUCCUCGACCGACGCCGGCAAGGACCAGCUCGCGUACGUCAACGACGCCGGGGACACCAUCAUGAUGGUCGACAACUCAUCCACCGUCACCGUCGGCCAGAACUGCAACUCCAUCAACACGUCCGAGGGCAUGAACCAGGUGGCGAUGAACCAGAUGGUGCUGCACACUGGCGACGGGUGCACGCACUCGGCGAACGCGCUCCAGACGGACACGCUCGUCAACUCGACCGACUGCUCGAAGGCCGCGAACGAGAAUGAGGGGUGCAUGGUCACGACGCCGACGAAGAGCUUGUACGGCGUGGGCUUAGCGGCGGACGGCGGAGGCGUGUUCAUAACCGAGUUCGCAAAUGAGGGUAUCUCGAUAUGGUUCUUCAACCGCUCCUCGGUGCCGACCGUGCUGCAGAGCAACGCGUCCACCAUCAACCUCUCUGACCUCGGCACACCCACCUCUGUCUCCGCGGCGGGCACUGCAUCGACAAGCUGCGCCUCUCGCAGUCGUCCGCGUCAUCCCUCGCCCUCAACUUGA